Penicillium verhagenii is the source of this 1089-nucleotide messenger RNA. RefSeq names its product dihydrodipicolinate synthase family protein. Gene Ontology annotation, molecular function: 4-hydroxy-tetrahydrodipicolinate synthase activity. NCBI's taxonomy places the organism in Eukaryota, Fungi, Ascomycota, Eurotiomycetes, Eurotiales, Aspergillaceae. The transcript is spliced from 8 exons. Bases 1 to 1089 code for a protein of 362 amino acids. The record is from RefSeq and is a predicted model, not a curated record.
AUGAUAGAUGCCUUCGUCUUCAAACUUUGUUUGAUUGCGGUGUCACUUACUUUCAAGAUCUGUUUAUACCUCGAGCUCAACAUGGAAAUUCCUCGUCAAAAACGGCCUCUUCGACCCGGAAUCUAUGCCCCAUUGCCCACAUUCUUUGACAAUAAUCAAGAAAUCGACUAUGAAACAUACAAAUCCCAUUUACUGAACUUGGCAACUAAGGGAAUGGUCCCAGUAUGUGCUGGCUCUCUGGGUGAAGCAGUGCAUUUGAGCUUUGAAGAAAGAACGAGUCUCAUUCGAUUUAUCCGAGCAACAUUGGACGAAGCAGGUCUCCAGUCCACUCCCAUUGUGGCAGGUGUGGGAGGUCUAAGCACGAGAGAAACUAUUCAACUAUCCAAAGCAGCAGCAGAGGCAGGAGCAGAUGCUGGCAUGGUGAUUCUUCCUGCUUAUUACGCCGCGAGCCUUAACACCGAUUCGGAGCAGGUUAUCCAAUACUAUGUUGACAUUUGUGCUGCAUCACCGAUCCCGUUGCUUCUAUACAAUUUUCCCUCUAAUGCAGGUGGUCAAGACAUGUCCUCAGAAGUCAUAAGCGCAGUGAUAAAGGAAAGCCCUAAUCUAUGCGGCCUGAAAUUAACUUGCGGUGGCAGUAUUGGCAAGCUCAUCCGUCUCAAGGCUGCGAUUUCUGAAGAUUCAACUAUCAACGACAGUAGAAGCUUUCCUUUCCUUCUCCUUGAUGGAUUAAUCGCCGAUCUUACACCCUGGAUGCAGUGUGGGGGUCAUGGCACUGUGAGCGGUAUACCGAAUUUUGCACCAAAUGCUUCCCUGAGGUUAUGGGAGUUGCUCAACUUAUCAUCUCCGUCAAAAGAUGACGUAGGAGAAGCCGCAAAGAUCCAAGCGAUUCUUUCAAGAGCUGAUGCAGCUGCUGUUCCGGGUGGUAUUCGUGCGAUGAAAUAUGCUUUGCACAAGAUGCACGGAUAUGGGAUCGCUCCGCGGAAACCUCUUUUACCGUUGAAGGAGGCCGAGGGUGAAUUUUUUAUGACGGCUUUGGAUGAGAUGAUUGAACUAGAGAAUGAGAUCAAGCGACCAACAACCAGGUGCUGA